AUGACUCCUUUGCCCGAGACCCGAAGCGGUACACCGACCCGCGCAAAGAAGAGAGGACGCAAGGUUGAUCGGUCGCGAAAAGGCUGCCCGGAGUGUCGGGAGCGCAAGAUCAAAUGUGAUGAGACCCGGCCUGAGUGCGCACAAUGCCUGAAAAGUGGGCGUGUUUGUAGACUCAUCGACGGUCUCUUUCGGCAUCACUCAUUCUCUUUUCCGCCCGUUUCGUCUCCCGAGGCUAGAGGAUCGUCUAAAACACAUUCUCUCGGCCUUUCAGGACCUGCAGACCAUUCAGGAUCGCCGUCUCAGCCAAACGAUCUUGGCGGUGACGGUGACGUCAAUGCUGCUAUUGAUAGCCCCGAGUCCCCCAAUUCAUCUAUAGCCGCAUCUCCCCAGCUGAGACAGUCGAUCCCGGUUGCUGGCCUCUUGUCCCAGUCUUCCCCCUCCAACUUCAUCCAUGAGCCCGUGGCAACAACAUCAGCAGGGUCUUUACCCGCAGUAGAGGUGCACACCAGUCCACUAGUUGCUCAGAAUCACCCAACGGUGACAAGUCAUGCACCAUCUCACACAUCUAUCCCGGCGAGUUUGCCGGAGGAAAAUGACCGUGACUGCGCUGAAGUUGGUUUCUUCCUUCGCCACUUCGCAGAAGGUAUCGGGCAGUGGAUCGAGAUUUCUAUCAGCCAGAGAUCUUAUUUCAGUCAAUAUGUCGUCCAGCUCGCGAGUCAAAGCCCGCUAGUGCGAUAUUCUGCAUGCGCCAUCGCUGCCAAGCAAUUGGGCCAGAUGAAGGACUUUACCCGAAUGACAGACAUCACUCCUCGAUCGAGAAUCGUGGCAUCUGCUCUGCUUGAACCUGGCCUUGACUUUUUAUGGUAUGGGGCAAAGUAUUAUGAGAAAGCCAUUUUGCUCAUGGCUAGACAAAUAUCUUCUCAUCCCAGCCCCGUGACUCAUCUUUCUCCUGGCGAGAUAUAUCAAUCUACUGGAAGCGAGCAUUACCCGCUCCAUGACCAUGGCACAACAAUGUCUACGUUUCAGAUCAUCUCAGCUUGCAUUCUCUGCGCAUAUGAAGACCUUAGCGCUACAAUGCGAGCAUGGAGCGGUCACUUGGAUGGCAUAAACAAACUGCUUCGACCUCAAAUCGAUCUUCAGAUCAACUCGGAUAGUUUACACCCGAUGUCCCUAUUGACAAGAGGACUGGACACUUCAUUCUGGUUUUUCGCUCUGAAUGAUAUGUUGAAUAGUCAUGAUUACGCGCUCUGGCAGAAGAUGGGGCUCCCAAUUGGCAGCACUGGUCAUUUGGCUCUGACAUGUAUUGACGAGCCAUACCAAGAGGCUAUCUUUUUCAAAGCUCUCAUUCGACUUUUGUGCAAAUUAGUUACACAGGAUUGUGGCGCGUCUGCUCAAUGGGCUUAUCUUGAUAUGGAGUUCUCCCAGUGGUACCACGUACUACCGACAGAAUUCCUGUCCCCAAUCACCCAAACCCUACCACCAUCACAGUGCGAUCUCCGAGAGCUUCCCCUUGCUGAAACCUGGUAUGGGUCGGAAACUUGCGCAAUUUCGAUGGCCUUCUUUCAUAUGGCAAGGAUUCUGUUACUGGUGAAUCAACCCCAAGAACUGUUCCUUGCCAUGCAAGCUAGCAAGUCGCAUGAUCUGCUUAGCAUCUAUAAUGCAUUGCAGCGUGAUCUCAACCAUCAUGCGAUGGAGAUUAUUGCCAUUGUCCAUGGGAUGCCCAACUCCACAGUACGGAAACACAUGAUCCAGCCGUUGUAUUUCGCUGGAAGAUGUUUUUCGAACUCCAAUGAGAGGCAAAUAGUCGUUGGACUACUGAAGCGAAUUGAAGAAGAGCUUGGUCUGUUUACUGAAUAUCGCAUCAAAGAUCUGUGUGAAGAAUGGGGUGUAUCAUUUGAGGUGUGGCAAAACCUUUGA
Messenger RNA from Penicillium daleae, 1917 nucleotides. Its product is annotated as Zn(II)2Cys6 transcription factor. The record is from RefSeq and is a predicted model, not a curated record. Gene Ontology annotation, cellular component: nucleus. Lineage: Eukaryota; Fungi; Ascomycota; Eurotiomycetes; Eurotiales; Aspergillaceae. Gene Ontology annotation, biological process: positive regulation of transcription by RNA polymerase II. Gene Ontology annotation, molecular function: zinc ion binding; DNA-binding transcription factor activity, RNA polymerase II-specific; transcription cis-regulatory region binding. The coding region runs from base 1 to 1917 and encodes 638 amino acids. The transcript is spliced from 4 exons.